AUUAUUUGCUUUUACGGCUUUACGCAUGCGGCCAUGCGCGUAGAAGCUCAAGUAUUGUCUGCAGAUAUUUUGUAAAAUUUACACAUGUAUAGCGAUCCGUAAAGAGCUAAACGCUAUAGAGAAGCUACCGAAUGGCUACCCAGAAGCCUGGAGGAUGGGUUCAAUCCUUAAUCAUGCGCUUCGAUUCGCAGCUUCCGAUUCGAACUGGCUUACAUACGGCUCAAUCUAUCCAGAACGUCGAACAAAAUAAGGAAUGUUUGAUAAACGUUAGCAAGUACAAGUUUUCCGUUGUUAUUAAUGGACUUACGAAAACGUUACAAUCCGUUGAUUCGAUGAGAAUUUACGGCCCUGAAGCGGAGAGGAAUUUUUACGAAUCACAAAUUAUUAUUCUUGAUACCUUAGAACAAGUUUUAAAUAGCCAACCGAAAGAUACAACUAGACUAGAUGAAACGAUGUACGUAAAAUUGUUACUGCCGGAAAUUUGCAAGGUGAAUCAUUUAUGUAAGUUCCUGAAUAUAAGUAACGAGAGUCAGCUGGUUCUACAAUUGAAAAAUUUGGCCUCAAAAGUAUUGUUUGCUUUAAGUUUGAAUAAUUUUGGUGCCGUAUUUAAUCGAAUCUCGGCUAGAUUAGCUAAUAUUGCAACAUUAAAUGAGGAGACAACUGACCAUACCGAUUUGGAGUUGAUUCAACACAUAAACGUCGAUUGUGCUAGGCUAACAAAGUUGCUCAAUGAAGUUGUCAACAAGUUUAAAACACUUCGAAAAAAUGUCCAACUGAUUUUAGCACAAAGUUUGGAAAGAUCAAUAUGGAAUUGGAUGGAAAAUUAUCCAGAAGAAUUUACGGAACUGCAACAGCGUCCGUCCGAAGAAUUGGCCGAAUGUUGUGAUAAAUUAUUCGAAUUGUAUAAUACUUUUUGUGAGAGCAGUAUGAAAAGGAAGGCGGUUGUAUGGCCACUUCAAAUGAUGUUGCUCGUUUUAUGUCCGAAAAUCCUAGAAGAGAUUACGAACGCUGAAACUGGCGCUCCUUGUUCACCAAAUCAUGUUAGAAAAAAACAGUACAUAGAGGAGGUGAAGAAAAGUUUAACAAGCGGACAUCACGGUACUCAUAAACAGCUUACCGAAGGUGCCGCUGUUACCUGUGUCAAAUUGUGCAAAGCGUCCACAUAUGUCAACAUUAAAGAUCGUACUAAUGUCCUCUUCCAUUUGGUUCAAUCCGUUUUAUCAGACCUUAAAGUAUUACUAUUCAAUCCUGGUAAACCUUUUUCGAGAGGUCAGAGUUUAGCGAGUCAAGACGUUGAUUUAAUGGUUGAUUGUUUCCUUUCCUGCUUUCGAAUCAACCCGCAUAACAACGACCUUUUAAAGGUUUGUCUACAAACGCACGCCGUACCGACAUUCCAUUUCGUGCUGGUAAACGUUUUGUAUAGAAUUAUCACGCAACCGCGACUUGAGUGGUGGCCUAGUAUCGAGGUGAUCUACGGAAAAGCUUCCGAACUACGAAAUAUGUUUACCGAGACCCUCAACAAAGUAACGCAACAAAUGACUCACGGUCGAGCUGGCAUCUUGCCUUUUUCGCAGACUAUGAAAGACAAGGUCGGAUUCAAGUUCAAGGAAAAGAAUCCAGAUGACGCGCUAAGCUAUCGCUAUUUACUUUUGUGGAUGGUUAGACUGAUAAAUUCGGAUCCUCUACUCAUGCUACACAAUCCUGGGAAGGCUGGACACGAAGUACAAACGAGCACUUUGGAACUAAUAAACGGUUUGGUUUCUCUAGUUCAUCAACAGAACAUGCCUGACGUUGCCCAGGAAGCCAUGGAUGCUCUGCUAUGUUUGCACGAACCGGAAAUCAUCGAAAUUUGGAAUCCGGAGACACCGAUUCAUUCGUUCUGGGAGAUCUCUUCCAGAGUGUUAUUUUCCAUUUCGCAAAAGUUGAUUCAGCAUCAAAUAGUUAACUAUACAGAAAUUUUAAAAUGGCUACAAGAGAUAAUGAUGUGUAGAAAUCAAUUUCUACUAAGAAGAAAGGACUAUGCCAACACCGGCGCUAAUUUACGUAUUUGCAAACAAGCCCAGAUCAAGUUAGAAAUAGUAUUUUUUUUGUAUUUGUGGAGUAUCGAUAUCGAUGCUGUUCUUACUGCAAUGUCCUGCUUUCAUUUAUUAUGCGAGGAAUCAGAUAUUCGCUGUGGUGAUGAUUCAACGCAAACCCUCCCUAACUAUUCAGUGUAUGGAGAAUUGGCAACAUCAUCAACAGUUUUAACAACUGGACGAGCCGUCCUACAAAAGCGAAUUAUGGCUUUAUUGAGAAAAGUUGAUAUACAGACACUUGGAAAUAAACACGCUUGGGAAGAUACUUUUAAUACUUGGGAAUACGCCACAAAAUUAUUAACAAAUUACCCAAAGUCAAUAACAAUGCCAACCAGUUCGAAAACGGAAGAUCCAGCGGCGUCCGUGUCGGAGACACUUCACAGACCCGGAGGCAAGCGUAGGGGAGGUCAACAAAGCACAACCGACCACGAACUGGAGGAUCAACUUAAUGAGUGGGCAAAUAUGACAGGUUUUCUCUGUGCGUUAGGCAGCGUAUGCCUACAAAAGUCAUCCGUUAAUUCUUCCGUUACACCAUUGGUGACAACUUCAUCGAUAGCGACCAUCAACACACCCAAAACGAGACCCGAAAGCACUACAAACAGCCCAAUAGCCUCAUUAACAGAAACUCGCAAAGGGUCUGUUUUACAAGGUUGUACAAAUGAAUUGCAAUAUUGUCCCGUUACGCAAUUUAUUGGCAAUAUUUUAAAGUUGUUAGUUUGUAACAACGAAAAAUUCGGGCCUCAAAUUCAAAAGCAUGUCAAAGAAUUAGUUGGUCACGAAUUGAAUCCGAAAGUAUAUCCGAUUCUUUUCGAUCAAAUAAAGAUGCACGUUGAUAAGUUUUUUGAUUCCCAAAGUCAAGUUAUUGUCAUGGAUACGAAUACUCAAUUCAUCGAGAAUGUAAUUUUUAUAAUGAAGAAUAUUCUGGAAAAUAAAACAGAGCAACCAAAUGAGCAUUUGAGUAUAACAAGCAUAGAAAGUUUGAUGUUAACAAUCGUUCGAUACGUUCGACACCUUGACACAACAAUACAUGCUAUUCAAAUCAAGACAAAACUAUGUCAACUCGUUGAGGCGAUGAUGCACAGACGGGACGAUCUACCAUUUAGGCAGGAGAUGAAAUUUCGUAAUAAAAUGGUAGAGUAUUUAACAGAUUGGAUUAUGGGUAAUAGUCAUCAACUGAACGUUCAAGGCGAUAUCGUCGCUGUUUCAAGGUGCUGUAGAGAAUUAGAUCAAGCUAGCAUGGACGCUGUUGCUGCUUUAUUGAAAGGCUUGCCUCUUCAGCCCGAGGAGAGUGAUAGAGGUGAUUUAAUGGAAGCCAAAUCACAAUUAUUCCUAAAAUACUUUACUCUUUUUAUGAAUCUGUUGAAUGAUUGUUCAGAAGAAGCAGAAGAGAAGGUUACUCCAGAUGGUUCUAGAAAGCGUACUACAUCAAAUUUAAGUACCCUCAGGAACUGUACAAUUGUAGCCAUGUCUAAUUUGUUAAACGCAAAUAUUGAUAGUGGCUUGAUGCAUUCUAUUGGUCUAGGUUAUCAUAGAGAUCCACAGACAAGAGCAGCCUUUAUGGAGGUUCUUACGAAAAUCCUGCAGCAAGGUACUGAGUUUGAGACGUUAGCCGAAACUGCUCUUGCAGAUAGAUUCGAGCGUCUCGUCGAGUUAGUCGCUAUGAUAGGCGACAAGGGUGAAUUGCCCAUAGCAAUGGCUUUGGCAAGCGUUGUAUCAACUCCUCAUAUGGACGAAUUGGCUAGGGUAUUUGUCACGCUCUUCGACGCCAAACACCUUCUUUAUCAGCUACUUUGGAACAUGUUCUCGAAGGAGGUCGAAAUCGCCGACUGCAUGCAAACCUUAUUUCGCGGCAAUAGUCUAGCCAGUAAAUUGAUGGCGUUCUGCUUUAAAGUUUACGGACAAAGCUACUUGCGCGAGCUGUUACAUAAACCGAUUACGGAUAUGUUCGAAAGCGAUAAACAAGGCGUUUCCUAUGAGGUUGAUCCCACACGCUUGGACGAAAAUGAGAACGUAGAAGUAAAUCGCCAAAAUCUAAUGGCCAUAACUCAAACGGUCUUUAAUCUUAUUGUAACAUCCGCAGAGAGAUUCCCCGGUGCAUUAAAAAAACUUUGUCAGUGUUUAUACAUCAGUGUUCAAGCGAAAUUUCCAGAGAAAGCUGUAGACGUUUUAUCUAGUGUUAUAACGCUGCGGUUCUUCAAUAAAUCUAUUGUAUCACCCUGCGAAUCUGGUAUAAUAGAUCAACAACCUACACCAAAAAUCAAAAGAGGACUUACCCUCAUGUGUAAGAUUAUGCAAAACUUAGCCAAUCAUUUGCCGUUUACAAAAGAACAGCAUAUGAGACACUUCAACGAUUUCCUCAGGCAACACUUCGAAGAAGCAAGAAAGUUCUUUGUUGAAAUUUCUUCCGAUUCGGAGAGUGAAAAUUCUGACUCUAGCAAUCAUGGAUUGUCGUUUAUUAGCGAUGCUAAUGUUUUGGCACUACAUCGAUUAUUGUGGAUUAAUCAGGAACGUAUUGGAGAUUAUUUGUCAAGCAGUCGUGAUCAUAAGGCAGUUGGUAGGCGACCUUUUGAUAAAAUGGCAACAUUAUUAGCCUAUUUAGGUCCACCGGACCAUCGGCCAGUGAGUUUUGAUUAUCAAUGGAGUUCGGUGGAUAUGAGCUCUACGAAAUUCGAGGAGAUUAUGAGCAAGCAUCAAAUGCACGAAAAAGACGAAUUUAAAUCGUUGAAAAAUUUAAACAUCUUUUAUCAAGCGGGAACAAGUAAACUAGGAAAUCCCGUUUUCUAUUAUAUUGCAAGAAGAGUUGGAGAUUUAAAUGGUGAUUUGCUAAUCUACCAUGUCCUUUUGACAUUGAAGCCGUUCUACCAUAAGCCAUUCGAAAUUGUUGUUGAUUUUACACAUGCGUGUUCGGAUAAUCGAUUAAGACAAACUGAUUUUCUAUCAAAAUGGUUUGUAGUGAUGCCAGAGGUUGUAUACCAAAAUGUCGUUCAAGCCCUUAUCUAUAACUGCAAUUCUUGGGUAAGGGAAUAUACAAAAUUUCACGAUCGGAUACUAUCGCCUCUGAAGAGUAAUAGAAAAUUAGUUUUUAUCGAUCAUCCAUCGAAAUUAAACGAUUAUAUUGAUACUGAACAACAAAAACUACCUGGAGCUACACUCUCAUUGGAAGAAGAUCUGAAAGUGUUUAAUAAUGCUUUAAAAUUAUCUCAUAAAGAUACAAAAGUUGCUAUAAAAGUUGGCCCGACAGCCAUACAAGUUACUUCAGCUGAAAAGAGUAAGGUUCUAGGACAUUCUGUCUUGUUAAAUGACGUCUAUUACGCGUCGGAAAUCGAGGAGGUUUGCUUGGUCGACGACAAUCAGUUUACUUUGACAAUAUCUAACGAAUCUGGUCCGUUAUCAUUUAUACACAAUGAUUGCGAUGCAAUUGUACAAGCUAUUAUCCAUAUUAGAACGAGAUGGGAACUAUCUCAACCGGAUUCGGUAACAGUUCAUACGAAGAUUAGACCAAAAGAUGUUCCUGGAACUCUUUUAAAUGUGGCUCUUCUAAAUCUAGGCAGUUCUGAUCCUAGUCUAAGAUCGGCGGCGUAUAAUCUUUUAUGCGCUCUAACGCAAACUUUCGACUUAAAAAUUGAAGGUCAAUUGUUGGAGACUACGGGUUUAUGCAUACCAUCGAAUAAUACUAUUUUUAUAAAAAGUAUAAGCGAAAAAUUAGCUGUGAACGAACCGCACUUGACUCUUGAAUUUUUGGAGGAGUGUAUACAAGGCUUCAGAAAUUCAAAUAUUGAAAUGAAGCAUUUAUGCUUGGAGUACAUGACACCGUGGCUUCCAAAUUUGACUAGAUUUUGUAAGCAGUCGGACGAAGCUAAAAGGCAAAAAGUAGCAUUAAUCCUCGAUAAGCUUAUCACCAUGACUAUUGAAGAGGAGGAAAUGUAUCCCUCAAUACAGGCGAAGAUUUGGGGUAAUAUUGGUCAGGUAUCGGAUUUAUUAGAUAUGGUUCUCGAUAGUUUUAUCAAGAGAAGUGUCACGGGAGGUUUAGGUUCGAUUCAAGCUGAGAUAAUGGCUGAUACUGCAGUCGCUUUAGCGUCGGCUAACGUUCAAUUAGUGUCGCGAAAAGUAAUAGGAAGGUUGUGUAGAUUAAUAGAUCGGACAUGUAUGUCGCCCACACCCACGCUAGAACAGCACUUAAUGUGGGAGGAUAUAGCUAUAUUAGCUCGCUAUUUACUCAUGUUAUCAUUCAAUAAUUCAUUGGACGUCGCUAGCCAUUUACCAUUCCUCUUCCAUAUUGUCGUCCUACUCGUUUCUACUGGACCUUUAUCUCUAAGAGCUUCAACUCACGGGCUCGUUAUCAAUAUUAUACAUAGUUUGUGUACAUGCUCUCAACUCUCUACAAUUGGCGAGGACACAAUGAGAAUGUUGAAAUUGUCAUUAACCGAAUUUUCUCUUCCAAAAUUCUACCAACUAUUCGGUAUAAGUAAAGUAAAGAGCGCAGCUGUCAGCGCCUUCAGGUCGAGCUAUAGAACGGGCGACAGAUCGUUCGCCUGUAAUCCGGAUCAAGAUCGAAUGUCCCUGCAGUCAUUAGAAGUAAUUGUUGACGCCCUCCUAGAAAUUAUGGAGGCAGUUAUGAGAGAUGUACCCAAGUGUGAUUGGCUUCAACAAUGGACAGACUUGGCAAAGCGUUUCGCCUUCCAGUAUAAUCCAGCCCUGCAGCCGAGAGCGAUAAUUGUGUAUGGUUGUAUUUCAAAGAUAGUUAACGAUUCGGAGAUGAAGCAGCUAUUGAGAAUAUUAGUUAAGGCCCUAGAGAGUUAUACAGAUUUACAGUUGAUCGAGAGUAUAGUUAUGUGCUUAACACGCCUGCAGCCGCUAUUACGCUCAGAUUCGCCUAUACAUAAACACCUAUUUUGGGUAUCUAUAUCCGUUUUGCAGUUGGAUGAGCAAUCCCUCUACGCGGCCGGUUUGGCCCUAUUAGAACAAAAUUUACAUACGAAUGAUUCGUCGGGCUUAUUUGAUAAUCAGUCGCUUGAGAGCGUAAUGAUGGAGACGCGUGAACCUUUGGAAUGGCAUUUCAAGCAAUUGGAUCAUUCGAUGGGUCUAAGUUUUAAAACUAACUUCAAUUUUGCCCUAGUAGGUCACCUUCUAAAAGGUUUUCGUCACCCAACCCCUAAAACAAUAUCAAGGACUAUUCGGGUAUUGAAUACCUUGUUAGCGAUUGUCACUAAGUCGACGAAGCGGGAUCGCUUCGAGGUGACACCCCAAAGCGUUCCCUAUCUAGCAGCGUUGGUUUCGGUGAGUGAAGAGGUGAGAAGUAGGUGCCAUCUUAAGCACCGUGUUUGUCAUAUGUCGGAAUCAACAUCUAGCGAUAGUAUGAGUGCCGAUAUUCAUCCAUCGCCUUCGGCUAGCCCUCAAGGUCAACUAUCUCCCAGCGCUCCGCCGCAGGGAUCGCCAACCACCUCAUCAACUUGUACGCCUCGCCAAAAAUCAUGGGACAUGUUUGAUCAGAAUAUUGUGCAGGCGGCCACACAGCGGGGGAUUCAUAAAACAGGACAACAUGUUAUCCAGAGUUCUUCAGCUAAAUCGUGGAGGUAUUUUUCGAUAUUACGUAGAUAUAUCCCGAUGCUUUCGAUUUAUCGACUUUCUCGAUUUUCUCGAUUUAUAUAAUAUACUUUCUUUGUCCCGUAUUUUUAAAAUUCUACUGCUUGAUUCCUGCUUCAGAGGCUGCUCUCUCAAAUUGAACAAUUUAUUCAUUUUCUCUUUCUUUCUCCCAAAAAAAAAUCAUAUAGAUCUCUCGACCUGGAUCCUGUUAUAUCGACACGUCCACCGCCGAAAACACAAAGAUCGUCGUCUGUACCAACCCCGUGUAGAGGACACAAACAUCAUGAACUAAAGGAUCAAGGGAAUAGAGGAUCAGUUUCGAACGAGAAUAAUAUUCUAUUGGAUCCGGACAUACUCACCGAUCAUACAACUCAGGCGUUACUCUUAACCGUAUUAGCGACUCUUGUAAGGAAUACGACGGACGAGAAUGAAGCCAGAAUCUUAUACGAAUAUUUGGCCGAAGCGUCUGUUGUUUUUCCUAAAGUAUUUCCAGUUAUACAUUCUCUUCUGGAUGCAAAGAUCAACAACGUUUUAUCUCUUUGCCACGAUCAAGCUAUUUUAAAUUCUGUACAUAAUAUUAUUCAAAAUAUGAUUGCCUGCGAAGAUGCUAACGCUAAUCAGCUAAGUUAUUUACAAAGUUGUGGAUUCGGUGGUUUGUGGAGAUUUGCCGGAAGUUUUGCCAAACAAGCGGGUCUGUCGAAAGAUGAUCGAUUGAAGAUGCACUUCAUUCUACUUCAGCUCUGUUUUCCAAAUAAUAACGAAUACGAAGAAAAUGGGUACGCAGAAUCAAGAUAAUGCUGAAUUGUUUGUAAACUGCCUAGAAGCAAUGGUAGAAAUGUGCCUUCCGGGCGACGAUGUUGAUGUGCAAGAUCCAUAUCCAUCGUUGCUCGACAUCGUAACUCAUCUCAAUUUAUCCUCGUCUAUGUCGUCGCUAAGUAUUGGAUCCGUGCAUUCACCCACCGAUAAGGAUUCGGUUAUUGAUAACGCUUCGGUGGCAAGGCUCCAUCGUUCUAGUCAGCAACCGACCGGCGCAGCAAAAAGGGCUGGAAGUGUAAAAAGAAAAACGAAUAAAAAGUGUUCGACGCCCGACGGCGGACGGUUUCAGUAAAAACGAUCUCAAAACAUAUCUGUCGUUCUAGUCCGUUUGCUUUUAUUCGUUUGGCUGUUUUGAUAUUUUUUAUUGUACGUUCGAUGUUUUCGAUCAUUAAAGCAUUUUCUCGUUCUUUUUCCGAAUGUAUUGAAAAAAAACAACAACAAAACAAAACAUAUAUGAUAACAAUGAUACCUUUAUAAGCGGACGGUUUCCAUUUUGCUUUUUAUUCUUUUACUGUAUAAAUGUAUACCUUUGUAUACUGGAUAUAUUAGGUAUAUACUUAUAGACAGUGUAUAUAUAUACACUUAAUCGUUUUCCUUAAAACUUACAAACAACUAAUCUUUAACAAUCCUAUGUAUUAUAUAUAUAUAUAAACUUUGUAUAUAAAAGAAGAAAACCUACAGAAAUCAAUUGAACAACAAACGUAUUUUAGCUUUGUAAAAUUUUUAUUUAGAUACUCUCUCUCUCUCUCUCUCCCAAUGUAAAUGAGUAAUUUUGAAAAGCUAAAUCGUCCUGACGUAGUAUUAUAUGACAAUAAUCACCAUAAAGUUAUGUUUUACUUAGGCUCAUUGUUUGUAAGAAGCAACCAACGACUAGGAAAUAGUUCACACUGGUAGUACUUUGCCUCUUUUUAUAUAUAUAUAUAUAUAUAUAUGUAUAUAUAGACAAAGAGAGAGAGAAAGAUAAAUAUACAGUUCAUAUGUACAUACAUAAAUAAGUUAUAACAUCACAUUCGCUUAAUAUUAAAACAAGUUUGCAUAUAAUUUACAAGAGCAAGAUUAUAUAAAAUACAAUAAAUCUUCAUUGAGGAAAAAAGGAAUUAAAUAGGUGGAUUUCAUUGCAGAGAAAAGGAGAGAAAAGCAUAAAUUUGCAAUAUUUUAUGAAAAUAUAAAUUGAAUAUUUUAAAAAAAUGAAUAUAGUAAACAAAAAAGUCUAAAACUGUAUUAGUGGAUGCUCUAAUAGGAUUAAUAGAGAGAGAGGGAGAGAGAGAAAGAGAGAGGAAAAGACAGUGAGCGUCAAAAGAAUUAAGAAAGAAAGGAAGAGGAAGAGAGAGAGAGAGAGAGAGAGAGAGAGA
This is a messenger RNA of Dimorphilus gyrociliatus, 9826 nucleotides long. NCBI's taxonomy places the organism in Eukaryota, Metazoa, Annelida, Polychaeta, Dinophilidae. The record is from the annotation of a GenBank genome assembly.